This is a messenger RNA of Impatiens glandulifera, 1208 nucleotides long. RefSeq names its product 50S ribosomal protein L21, mitochondrial. Gene Ontology annotation, biological process: translation. NCBI's taxonomy places the organism in Eukaryota, Viridiplantae, Streptophyta, Magnoliopsida, Ericales, Balsaminaceae. The record is from RefSeq and is a predicted model, not a curated record. Gene Ontology annotation, molecular function: structural constituent of ribosome; RNA binding. Gene Ontology annotation, cellular component: ribosome. Bases 97 to 945 code for a protein of 282 amino acids. The transcript is spliced from 5 exons.
GAGAUCACAACCGCCGGCGUCAUAAACCCUACUCUCCCCUGUCCGAUCAUUCAAUCUCCGACCCAACCGUCCGAGGAGAACCUGCUAAGAACUAUAAUGUUGAGCAGAUUCAGCAGACGCUGUGUUCAUUCAUUCAGCCGACAAUACAAGUUCUUUACAGAUCCUUCAAAAUCCUCUCUCCAAUUCGCUAAACAUCUCCAUACUUCUUUCUAUCCUCAAUCUCUCUCUACACAAUCUUCUCAUUCGCUAUCUCAUUUCAGACCCAUUUCUACUCCGCUUUGUCGCCAUUUCAGUUCGAAGAGAAGCGACGUAAGUGAGGACGACGACGACGACGACGACGACGACGAUGAUGUUUCUGAUGAUGAUGAUGAGGAUGGUAUUGAUGAUGUUUCUGAUGAUGAGAGUCAAGCAACCGCAACAGCAAAUGCAGGUGGGGGCGUAGAGAGGGUGUAUUCGUUGGAGGAGAAGGAGAAGGAAUCGGCUGAAAUUGGGUACAAAGUUAUUGGUCCACUACAGCCUUCUGAAAAAGUCUAUAAGAAAUAUGAGCCAGUUUAUGCUGUUAUUCAGAUUGGCUCGCACCAGUUUAAAGUGAGCAAUGAUGACUACAUAUACGUUGAAAGACUAAAGUUCUGUGAAGUGAAUGAUAAACUCAUACUGAAUAGGGUUCUCAUGCUGGGAUCACAAACACAGACCAUGAUUGGUAGGCCAAUAUUGCCUAAUGCAGAAGUGCAUGCUGUUGUGGAGGAACAUGCUCUUGAUGCUAAAGUAAUUAUAUUCAAGAAAAAGAGAAGAAAGAACUACCGUCGAACCAAGGGUCAUAGACAGGAGCUAACGAGGCUGAGGAUUAUGGAUAUUCAAGGAAUUGAAAAGCCAGAGGUAGUAACAGUUCCGAAGCCAGAAAGGGCUAAGAAGACGAAGACAGAAAAGGUGGCAGUUGCUGCCUAGUUUUUAAUUUUAUAUUGCUAGUGGUGCUUCUAUUUAUAGCAUAAAGAUUCACUUUGAUGCUACUACUCCAAGGAGCAUGUUUUUUUGUUUUCUAAUUUGUCACCUAUUUGUGCAUUGUGGAUGUCAUAAUAGGUGGCUCUUCCCUGUCAUGUUGUAGGGUUGAAUAUUUUUAAGAGAUGUGCCAAUGUUCAACCCUUAGUUAUGAAUCGCUGAAUACGCCAUCUUCAUCUUUCUAAAUAUUCUUGAUUUACAUAUGCUUUCCC